Messenger RNA from Limanda limanda (common dab), 1245 nucleotides. RefSeq names its product nanog homeobox (gene nanog). Gene Ontology annotation, molecular function: DNA-binding transcription factor activity, RNA polymerase II-specific; RNA polymerase II cis-regulatory region sequence-specific DNA binding. Gene Ontology annotation, cellular component: nucleus. The record is from RefSeq and is a predicted model, not a curated record. Bases 1 to 1245 code for a protein of 414 amino acids. NCBI's taxonomy places the organism in Eukaryota, Metazoa, Chordata, Actinopteri, Pleuronectiformes, Pleuronectidae. Gene Ontology annotation, biological process: cell differentiation; regulation of transcription by RNA polymerase II. The transcript has 4 exons.
AUGACCGACUGGAAGACGCAGAUCGGCUACAAGUACAACCCGUCCUACCAUGCCUACGCCUACGGCCUCAUGUACCAGCCCGGGCCCGAGCAGAACCACGGGAACCACACCAGCUGCUGGAGCGACUCCGGUGUCACCGACCUGAGCGGCUACAACACCGGGGUCCCGCAGGCCUACUACCCGUCCACCACCGCCCGGGCCCGGGAUGAGUCCCCGCCGGGCAGCCCCCCGGAGGAGCAGUCCGCCGUCAGCGGCCAGCGACACUACCCGGGCUCCGGGGUGGUGUACCUCGGGGACGCCCAGGCCGGCCGCCUGCUCCAGACCCGGCCGCACCAGGCCGCGUACGACGACCCGCGGGCGGAGCGAGCCGGGCGGGUCGGAAGCCCCUCCACCAGCGACUCAGACUCAUGGAGUUCGAGGAGUAGCAGCAGCAGGGAAGGAGGUCUGCCCCAGACAGACCAUGCUACUUGGGUAAAGAGGGAACUUGAAAGUGAGGAGCGUGACAGGAGCCCCAUUUCCAGCAAGGACAUUUCCAGCUCUCAUGUGGAGGAGCCGGGAACCUUCACCGCCCCAGGGAACAAUGGCGCCGCGGACAUCACCCCUCUACAAGUGCCCGUAGCGGACCCCAUUAAGCCAAGUCCUCCUGCUGUACCCAAACCUAAAGGGAAGGUGCGGGCAGCCUUCUCAGAGAGUCAGAUGAACACUCUUGUCCAGCGCUUCAGGGUUCAGAGGUACCUCACCCCGGCUGAAAUGAAGAACCUGGCCGAAAUGACCGGCCUGACUUACCAACAGGUGAAGACUUGGUUUCAGAACCGGAGGGUGAAGCUGAAGAGGCACCAGAAAGACACCAGCUGGGUGUCUGAGCAAUACACCCACAACAAGGAUGGUCCAGCUCACGGAACCAUGUACAACAACCCUCCCCCACACAUCCCACCCUAUCGGGGUGAAGCCCAGUCCCAGCUCAAGGACCAUUACAACCAGCACAUGAUGAAGGCGACCCCACAGAACCUAGCCUACUACCUGGCUGCUAUGGGAGGAGCCCCAGGGCCUGCUGGUUACCCCUCCUGGCCCGCCACCUCUUCCCAGACAGCCAUGCCGACCAGGCCCCCAGCAACCGGCUGGUCCAUGCCGCCGGGCAUCAACCAUUACGAGUACAACCACAAUGCGUUCAACGCAUCCACGGCAAACAACACCGGGCACAAUACGAGCUUCGAAACCAAAGACGAGGAGCCGGUCAACAGCUGA